CGCCUCGCGGGCCGGGCCCCCGCUGCGCCCCGCCGCCCGGGGGGAUGUCUUACAAACCGAACUUGACCGCGCACAUGCCCGCCGCCUCCCUCAACGCCGCUGGGAGCGUCCACCCGCCUUCCACCAGCAUGGCGACGUCCUCCCAGUACCGCCAGCUGCUGAGUGACUACGGACCGCCAUCUCUAGGCUACACGCAGGGAACAGGGAACAGCCAGGUGCCCCAGAGCAAAUAUGCUGAGCUGCUGGCCAUCAUUGAAGAGCUGGGGAAGGAGAUCCGGCCCACGUACGCGGGCAGCAAGAGCGCGAUGGAGAGACUGAAACGAGGCAUCAUCCACGCGAGAGGGCUGGUUCGGGAGUGCUUGGCUGAGACGGAGCGGAACGCCAGGUCCUAGCCUCCGAGUCAGUGCGAAUGCUUUCCCUCUUCUUCCCAGAAGUGACAGCUCAUGCCCCCUAUACAGAUGAAACUUGGUUUCAAAAUGGUAACAGCUUGGUUUGUCCUCCCUGUGCCCCUCCUGGGGUUCGUCAGGCUCCGAACCUCCCGUCACUGAGAUGGAGAUUUUCGCAGUUAUUAGGUUUACAUGUUAGUUAGGAACUACCCAGGGCGUUUUGUGUUUUUUUAAGCAUUGAUUUACAUGAUGCACGUCAGUUACCUAUCACCG
This is a messenger RNA of Myotis myotis, 659 nucleotides long. Its product is annotated as cyclin-dependent kinase 2-associated protein 1-like. The coding region runs from base 45 to 392 and encodes 115 amino acids. The record is from RefSeq and is a predicted model, not a curated record. The transcript has a single exon. NCBI's taxonomy places the organism in Eukaryota, Metazoa, Chordata, Mammalia, Chiroptera, Vespertilionidae. Gene Ontology annotation, cellular component: nucleus; cytoplasm.